AACACAACGGCUUGAAGAAACUUUCCACUGGGAGUGAAUUUUAUGAAGUAUGGCGAAUAUAUUCGUUACCGAACCAAUUCCCUCUGGUCGCAUAAAGUUGAAAACUACUCAUGGACCGAUUGAGAUAGAACUAUGGCCGAAAGAAACUCCGAAGGCUUGUCGAAAUUUUGUGCAAUUAUGUCUCGAAGGAUACUAUGACGGCGUCAUCUUUCAUCGCAUUGUACCGGAUUUCAUCGUUCAAACUGGUGAUCCAUCUGGUACCGGUAGUGGAGGCGAGUCUAUAUACGACGAAGGCGUAUUUGACGAUGAGAUUAAUGCAAGACUGAAGUUUUCGCGAAGAGGGUUAGUUGCCAUGGCGAAUCUAGGCACUCGUAACACCAACACAUCCCAGUUCUUCUUUACAUUAGGCAAGGCUGAUACACGCACUGACGAAUUACAGGAUAAGCAUACGAUAUUCGGAUCCGUGAUCGGCGACACCAUUUAUAAUGUCAUCAAGCUGAGUGAAGCUGAAGUCGAUCGCAAGGAACGUCCCAUCCAUCCUCCCAUGAUCAAAAGCGUAGAGGUGAUCGACAAUCCCUUUCCAGACAUCGUUCCGCGGAUCACAAGGGAGCAGAUUAAAGAACAGGCAAAGGCAAAAAAAGAGGCUAAACGGGAGAAGGCAAAGGAGAAGAUGAAAUCCAAACAUCGGACUCUAGCGAAGUAA
This is a messenger RNA of Melampsora larici-populina 98AG31, 703 nucleotides long. RefSeq lists its product as uncharacterized. Gene Ontology annotation, biological process: protein peptidyl-prolyl isomerization; protein folding. The transcript is spliced from 5 exons. Gene Ontology annotation, molecular function: peptidyl-prolyl cis-trans isomerase activity. The record is from RefSeq and is a predicted model, not a curated record. Lineage: Eukaryota; Fungi; Basidiomycota; Pucciniomycetes; Pucciniales; Melampsoraceae. Gene Ontology annotation, cellular component: catalytic step 2 spliceosome. Bases 50 to 703 code for a protein of 217 amino acids.